AGUGAAAAUCGCGCCAUGCGAAACAGCCUAUAGACGUUAAUUUUUUGUUUGUGCGCUGACGACGAACGCAGCGCACAUGUUUUGCGCCCAGGACGCCCCUAAGUGGCAGGUUCUGAUACUAUUCAAACGGAGACAGAGGCGUGCAGCUGCCGGUGCCGGGUGCUUGACAGAACGCAAGCAGCGCAAGGCGACCCGACCGCAAUUCCCCAUUAGUCGCAGCGGGGUCGCAACGAUGCCGCGGUUAUCGCUGGGGCUGUUUUUAAGCCCGCUGGUCGGAGUGCUGUGACCGCUUACCUGAAUGCGAUCGAGAAGCGACGGCGGCCCUCUCCUCGUCACCUAUGGUGCUAGUGAUCACCGGACGCUGGGAAAUAGAGAGGCCGAGGGCAGGGUGAGGUAGAUUUUAAUGAAGAGAAAGGAGGAGAGGUCUGCCUGGAGAGCGUGUCCUUAGCCUGCUACUCCUCGCUGAGAAAAGGGGAAGUGGGAGACACAGGGAAAGCGGAUUCGGCAUGGAAUAGAGCGCGAAGCUCACCUGGUGACCUCCCAUUCAACAGCUACGUUCCGUCCACGGCUUUCGCAUCAGAAGCAGACGAGCGCUGUGCACCAUGGCCGUUCCAGCAGCGUCACCCUCGAAAACCGGCUUGCAGCCUUCCAUUGGAUUCAUUGACAGCUGCUGGACAGUUCCGUUCAUCACGGCUUUCAUGAGCCUCCUUGUCUCCAUUCCACAGACCAACAGUGGCUUGCUGUUCGUCCUGUUUAUGGACGGAUAUGGCGUCGAUCGGCAAACAGCCUCAUGGCCUAGAACCAUGCAGACAGUGACGACCAGCCUUAUGGGUUUUGCACUCGGAGCUAUUCAACACAGAGUGUCCAUUCACAGCACGAUACUGGCUGGCGCCCUUCUGUGCCCUGUGGCUAUCAUCGCCAGCGCCUUUGUCCCAAACAUGGCGUGGAUGUCCGUAACCUUGGGAGUUCUCUACGGGGCAUCGUUCGGCGCCCUUACUAUAGGAGCAGCGGUGUACGUCGUCUGCUAUUUUGAAGAGUACCGAGGCUUCGCCACUGGUAUCAAGUUCCUGGGCGUUUCGGUGUCAGGAAUUAUCGGACCUUCACUCCUGUCACACUUGGCGUCGGAACAUGGUCCAAAAGGCUGCUUCCUUAUUGUGGGAGCACUGACGCUGAACCUGAUUCCCCUUACUUUUAUGCUGCGAUACGCCAAACCGGUCAGGUGGUCGCGUUGCAGACACAAGACGGCGUCGGGCGAAGCAAUGAAGGAUGCGCCCGCCACCUACGGGGCGACAGCGCAAACUCAAGACUCCAGUGCUAGUAAUUAUACUAUACAACAGCCAGUGUUCGCACUUGACACUGAAUUAGGGACGAGCAACGGUGAGGUCGGCCAAACUGCAGACAAUAUCGGUACCAAAAGUGCAGUGGAUGUUGCGUCAAAGCCUUCGAUGUGCUCUGCUACACCAUCGGAUAAACCUCUGGAACGGCACAGCACUCCCUUGGGUAUUAUCUCGCAAGUUAUUGAGGUUUUGCGAUCGCCAUGCUUCUAUAUUCUCUUGGUGGCUAUGGUCGCGUCAGACUUUACUCUUCCGCUCUUUGGUUCGACUAUAGUUGACUAUGCAGUGGACAAAGGCAUAGCAUUGAACGCCGCCGCGCAGCUCGUGACGUGCCAGUGUUCAGGAGGGUUCAUCGGACGCCUCUUCAUUCCUCUGAUUACUGACAAGCUCGCGCACAGCCGUUGCGCCAUCACAGCCCUCAGCCUGGCAGCAUUGGCGCUGUGUUUCUGGGUUUUUCCCCACGUUGGCAGCUUCGCGGCCCUGGCGGUGGUCAGUUUCGUGACCGGUGUUCAGCAAGGUUACCUGAACGCCUUCAAGUCCGUCCUGGUAGCGGACUACCUGGGCGUGCACAGUGUUGCAGUGUCCUGGGGUCUCAUGGGCGUGGCAUUGCUACCGCUCGUAUUCUGCGAACCUUCUAUCGUGGGUGCAUUCCGUGACGUGAGGGGCUCGUACGACAAUCUCUACCGAAUGUGCGGUGCCAUUGACCUGUUCGCCGCGCUCAUGGUGUGUGCGCAGACCUUCACUGACGCCAGGAAGAGGAGAAGCAAUGUGCAAACGCGCUCCUCGAACUAAGUUCACGACGAGCUAUUUCUGCAAAUGCCUCAACCAGAUGGAGACUGCGGAGUCAUAACAACAUUUCCUUUUAUCACCAGUCAAGAAACAAUUCCAGAACAGCUGGAAUGUGAACGACAAAGAUGAUAUGUAAGCGGCUUUUAAUCCUGAUAUGAACAGGACACUAGAAAGAAAAAUAAAUUGAAGAUUUUUACUAUUA
This is a messenger RNA of Dermacentor albipictus, 2325 nucleotides long. RefSeq names its product monocarboxylate transporter 14-like. Gene Ontology annotation, biological process: transmembrane transport. The record is from RefSeq and is a predicted model, not a curated record. NCBI's taxonomy places the organism in Eukaryota, Metazoa, Arthropoda, Arachnida, Ixodida, Ixodidae. Gene Ontology annotation, cellular component: membrane. Gene Ontology annotation, molecular function: monocarboxylic acid transmembrane transporter activity.